GGUCCUACUACGUGUUCAGGCUGGUAUCUUUAACUUUCAAGCAUCUCGGAAAGAGGAGGAAAAAAAGGACCUCUGCCCUUUUUAUGAUCCGAUUAAAAACACCAACAUCGACUCAUCGCAGGUCUGGCAACUUGUUUUAAAAAGUCCAUCUGACGUCAUGUUUUUGUCCGCCUCGGAGGAAACAAAUGAUAUUUGAGGCAGGGACUGAGAGAGAGGAGAGGAGUUGGUUGUCGGAUAUCUGAUAGCGUUUCUGCUCUGCCUUUUUUUUCUCCACGCACGGAUUACGCACAUUCGGUUUUUGACAAAAGUGUGGAAAAGUUUAGAUCGGCACUGCUAGCUCGAGUUUCCUCAGACUGUUUAUGUGAGGAAUGAAAGCAGGUUCUUGAGCAAAGCCAACAGAGAUCUUGAGAAUGGCGCUGAAGGCCAGGGUGUUGUACGACUUCCACUCGGAGAACCAAGGGGAGAUCUCCAUAAGUGAGAACGAGCUGGUGACCCUGUACAGCGAGGAGGAGCUGGAGGGCUGGUUGGAAGGGGAGAACAGCAGGGGAGAUGUUGGCCUCUUCCCAGCUUCAUAUGUGGAGAUCAUUAGGGACCGCAUCACCUCCAACAACAACAACGGUUUCUCUUCUAAAGUAGUGACCCCCACCCAUGCCACCUCUUCUCAGAAAGGACCUGAAGCAGUGAGUGUUGGCAGCGGCGGGGGCAGCUUCCACACCAGCCAGGGGAGUGAUGACGACUGGGACGACGACUGGGAUGAUAGUUCCCCAGCAACUGAUGUCCCGAGGGGUAUGGGUACCUCGCCCCCUUCCUUGUACCCUGUGACCACCUCCCUGCCGGGCCGGCGGGGCAGCUCGCAGCAACCACAGGCCAAAAGCUCGGCUACAGUGGGAAGGAACCUUAACAGGUUCUCCACAUUUGUCAAGUCUGGAGGAGAGGCCUUCCUGCUUGGGGAGGCGGCUGCUUUUGUCAAAGAUGGGGACAGGAUCUGUGUCGUCAUGGGAAAGCAUGGACCUGAGUGGCAGGAGGACCCGUACCCUUUCACAUGCACCAUUGACGACCCCACCAAGCAGACUAAGUUCAAAGGCAUGAAGAGCUACAUGUCCUACGGCUUGACCCCGACGCACACCAAUGUUCAAGUCAACCGCAGAUACAAACACUUCGACUGGCUCUACGCUCGGCUGGUGGAGCGCUUUCCCGUCAUCUCGGUUCCACAUCUGCCGGAAAAACAGGCCACUGGCCGCUUUGAGGAGGACUUCAUCUCCAAGCGAAGGAAAGGCCUCAUCUGGUGGAUGAACCACAUGACCAGCCACCCUGUGCUGGCCCGCUGUGACGUCUUCCAGCAUUUCCUCACAUGUGGGGUGGAUGAGAAGGCCUGGAAACAGGGCAAGAGGAAGGCAGAGCGGGAUGAGCUAGUUGGGGCUAAUUUCUUCCUCACAAUCAGCACGCCUGCUGUCCCGCUUGACCUUCAGGAAGUGGAGAGCAAGAUCGAAGGCUUCAAGACCUUCACUAAAAAGAUGGACGAGAACAUCGUGGUCGUCAACACCACCAUCAAUGACUUUGCACGCAAGCAGAUGUCAGGAUUCAAGAAGGAGUACCAGAAAGUUGGACAGUCCUUCAGACUCCUCUCGCAAUCGUUCGAGAUGGACCAGCAGGUCUACUCGGCGGGUCUUAACAAGGCCAUUGCUUAUACUGGCGACACCUAUGAGGCCAUAGGAGAAUAUUUUGCAGAUCAACCACGUCAGGAUCUGGAUCCCAUUUCUGAUCUGCUGGAUCUCUACAGAGGACACCUGGCCAACUUUCCAGAUAUCAUCCAUGUGCAGAAAGGUGCGCUGACCAAGGUGAAGGACUGCCCCACGCAGGAAGGCGAGCUCCAGGACCGCUGCAACAUCAUCUCGUGCGCCACACUGGCCGAGAUCCAGCACUUCCACCGUACGCGUGUAAGAGAUUUCCGGGCGCAGAUGCAGCACCACCUCCGACAGCAGAUCGGAUUUUUUCAGAAAAUCACCGCCAAGCUGGAGGAGGCGCUCCAGAGGUAUGACAGCGAGCAGUAGGAUCAGAGGGGUGGAAAUCAUUAAAAAAAUAAUUUGGAAUAGAGUGAAGAGCAGAUGGGGUGACGGAUGAACUCAUCCUGCAGUAAUGGAGCACAUAUCGUUCACCACGUCUAGGGACAUCAUGGAUUAUAACGGAAAAAAACACGACUAAGUAAGGCGUGGACAUGUCAGGACAUUAGACUGUGACAAGGAUGUUUUGAUGCUCUGCGCGCAUACUACAACUCAGAUACGUACAGCCAUCGAAACCAAAAAGCAGGCAAGAGGUUUCUUUGUAGGAUUACGCAAAGACUACAAAAACUAAAUUCUUUGUGCUGAGGAAACUACUACAAUUUUGUGCAAAUCCGGAUACACAUUGACAAGCCACAGAAUGAAAAUGGUCUGAUCCAUCUAUUUCUCAAGACAUCACCCUUUCCUAUGAACCAGGAAGAUGGACAAAAUGAAAUACAACAUAAACAACAUAACAUGUUCCGUGGUUGUAUUUUCACUUUUGUGCGGAACAGUUCCUGCUAUCUUUACCGACAUGAACCAGGAAGUAGCCUGCAAAUAACAAAUGGAUGGGGAAACAAUGGGGGAUUUUGGUCAUGACUGAACCCCCCCCCCCCCCCCGACCCACAAUUGAAAAUUGUCAUCCUAUAUUCUUAAAUCAUCCUCCAUGAACCAGGAAGUGGCUUCCUAUCAUAUGGACGGACACACAAACAAAAAUACCACAAGUGCCACGUCCAUAAGUGUUUUUGACUGUUGUUCCCACUUCAACGUUUGCUCUGCUGAAGAUUUGAGUCGACGAAAGUGGUCAAACAGAACUCACUAUUGCCUUAUUCUGUGUAUCUCAUUGUGGACCGACUGACUGCUUGCAUGAAGAAGCAGUUCUACAACGUCGUAGGUCAUGGUAAGAACAGGGUAAGAACCGUUUUAACAAAGAUACAAAGACACUUUAAUCCAUUUGGUGUGAGCCGGGGGUGUCUAAACUUUUUACCGGCUGACUAAUAGGAGUGUAAAGGUGACUAUAGGGGUGUUAUUUUGUGUCUACAGGGCUCUAACUAUGUCAAAAAGAGUUAUUUAGAAAGUAAUAAACAGGUUUUCUAUGCUCUAACUGUGAACAUAAUCAAUUUAUUAAUAUAGAAUCAUAUAGUGGAAAUUAAUUUACCGUCGUUGGGUCUGGAACCAGUUAACCGCUAUAAAUGAGGGACUGGUUUUUAGUGUAUUUCAUAAAAUAUCUUCUUAAAUAUGGAAAUAAUACAAUGUGGAGAAUAUGGCCCCAGGCCGCACUUUAGACACCCCCGGUGCCUUUCUUUGGAACUUUCCAAUGAAACAUUCUGUAUGUUCUUAAUAACUAUAUUAUUGCUGAUGGUUCUUAGUUCAUGUUAAAUAUUGUGUUUUCACAUUGCUAGGAAUUAACCGUGUUUUGUUUUAAGGGCAAAUUUUUUUUAUUCAUAAUGCACACAUUAAGUGUUCAGACAUUUCAGUGUGUCACAACAGGGCAGUAUUUCCAUCAAUAAAUGGAUAAAGGACAUAUUCAAUUGUGGUACAGUCUUAGCUCGUCUCUAGCUAUAAUACAUAACACACAGCUUAAUAACUAUCAUUAUUUUUAUCUGGGUCUUUCUUUGUCUCUUUAUGAUAUAAAUCAUACGAAUUUGUGUCACUGUGUUCUAAUCCUCCAAAGUGUCCAGGGGCUGACACCUGACACCAGCAUCCACAGUAGGUCAGAUGACAAAGGCUCGGGGCACUUCAUUAUUUAGCCCUGCCUCUUCCUUCUUUUUGCUUCCUUUUCAUUUUCCCGUCUUCAACAAUGACCCACUCUUCAUCAGUCGUCUGCUCAUAAUCAACAUCUUCGUCAUUUCCAUAAGCAAACAGCAGCCUGUAGAAGCUGGUCAAAUAGACACUCCCUUUUUAUUAUUUGUUGGAAAUAAACUUAACAGCCCUGCGGUAAAACCACUUCCUGUUUUACUAACCUGGAAAUGCCGGGAGACAAACACCUCAGAAUAGUUGUUUGCAAUUAUUUUCCGUCAUGCUCCGCUGAAUUCAAAUACUCUUGACAAGCUGACAAUAUUUAUUUACACUCAACUAAAAAUAUAAAGGCAACACCGGCAUGUCAAGAUGCUUAUUAGACAGCAUGAUUAUUGCACAGGUGUGCCUUAGGCUGGCCACAAUAAAAGUCUAUUCCAAAAUAUUCAGUUUAACUGGAUUGGGUGAGGGUCGAAAAUCAGUUUGUUGACUUGUUCUUGCCAUCAAUUUCUAUUUUGAUUUCAUUACCACAAUACAGAAAGUUAAAGAAACUUUUCUCCAAACUAAGUCCAGUCCCGAGUCAUUCAUGUCAGAAGUCCAAGGAAGGUGAGCAGCAAGUCUUUGAUGAUAUUGUCAAGUCAAAGUCAUCAAAAUUGUUCCUUGAGUCUGACAAGUCCUGCUGAGGGCAGGCUCAACAAAACCACACCAUUUUUAUUUGUAUCAUGUCAAGCAUGUGCGCGUUCAAUUUUUGUGGCUUUUAUUGACAAAAUGCAUUAUUUUCCAGUGCAUGGUAAGGGAGACACUUGAAGAAAGUCUUAAAACAGAUUGAACUACUAGUAGAGCCACUUGCAACCUUAUGCUAUCAUACCAAAUGAAAAAAACACUGAAAGAACUCAGUGUAAAAUGGCCAUUGUCAACUCGUCAUAUUAACACUACUAAGCAACAGCCAAUGUACAGCAAAUACAUGUAUUUCACAUAUUUGUUACAAAGAGCAAUUCUACGAAAUGGAAGCAGUUAAAUUGAAUACGUACAAUAAUAAAUACAAGAAUGGACAUUGAAAAAGUUCUGCUUGAAAUAACAAACAAAAUAAAAUAAUUGCUCCCAUGUACUGUGUAUUACCACAUUUCUCAUUUAGAGAUACACUCUGUGGACUUUCAUUCAAAUGAGAUCCAGUGCAAAUUCUGCCUUUAGAAAAAUAUUCAUCCCCCCUUUGAUUGACACUGUAAUAAUUGUAUUUAUUUACCCAUCGCCAGCUGGGCUAAGGGUGCC
Messenger RNA from Doryrhamphus excisus (bluestripe pipefish), 5042 nucleotides. RefSeq names its product sorting nexin-18-like. The record is from RefSeq and is a predicted model, not a curated record. Gene Ontology annotation, cellular component: cytoplasmic vesicle; plasma membrane. Gene Ontology annotation, molecular function: protein binding; phosphatidylinositol binding. Gene Ontology annotation, biological process: plasma membrane tubulation; endocytosis; mitotic cell cycle. Lineage: Eukaryota; Metazoa; Chordata; Actinopteri; Syngnathiformes; Syngnathidae.